Dichotomopilus funicola is the source of this 1161-nucleotide messenger RNA. Its product is annotated as cuticle-degrading protease. The record is from RefSeq and is a predicted model, not a curated record. Bases 1 to 1161 code for a protein of 386 amino acids. NCBI's taxonomy places the organism in Eukaryota, Fungi, Ascomycota, Sordariomycetes, Sordariales, Chaetomiaceae. The transcript has 4 exons. Gene Ontology annotation, biological process: proteolysis. Gene Ontology annotation, molecular function: serine-type endopeptidase activity.
AUGCAGCUUCUCACUUUGGCCUCGCUCCUCCCCCUCGUCCUCGCGGCUCCUGUCAUCCAGCCCCGGGGCGCCCAGCUCAUCGCGGGCAACUACAUUGUCAAGCUCAAGUCGGGCGCGUCCGAGGCCGCGCUGGAGCACGCCAUUAGCCACCUCAAGAACAAGGAAACUGCCAAGCAUGUCUACCGCGCCAGCAAGUUCAAGGGCUUUGCGGCCAAGCUGAGCGCCGACGUUCUGGACGCCGUCAGCAAGCUGGACGCUGUCGAGUAUAUUGAGCAGGAUGCUGUGAUCACCACCCAGACGCUGGUCAUCGAGGAGAACGUUCCUUGGGGCCUGGGCCGCAUCUCCCACCAUACCACGGGCUCGACCGAGUAUGUGUACGAUGACAGCGCCGGCGAGGGUACCUGCUCGUACAUUAUCGACACUGGCAUCUACGUCGACCACAAUGAAUUCCAGGGCCGCGCGACAUGGCUGGCUAACUUCAUCGACAACAACGACAGCGACGGCGCGGGUCACGGCACGCACGUCUCGGGCACCGUCGGCGGUGUAACCUACGGCGUGGCCAAGAAGACCCAGCUGUACGCCGUCAAGGUGCUCGACUCCAGCGGCAGCGGCACCGUGUCGUCGGUGCUGGCGGGUAUCAACUUUGUGGCCGAGGACGCGGCCACCCGCACGCAGACCUCGUGCCCCAACGGCGCCGUCGCCAACGUGAGCCUGGGCGGCGGUAAGUCGACCGCUAUCAACGAUGCUGCGGCUGCUGCUGUCAGCGCGGGCGUGUUCUUCGCUGUGGCCGCUGGUAACAGCGACACCGACGCGUCGACCUUCUCACCGGCUAGCGAGCCGUCGGUGUGCACUGUUGGUGCGACUGAUGAUGCCGAUGUACGCGCGUACUUCUCCAACUAUGGUUCCCUGGUCGAUGUGUUUGCCCCUGGCGUCGAUGUCCUGAGCAGCUGGCCCGGCAGCCCCGACAGCACUAACACCAUCUCUGGCACCUCCAUGGCUACUCCCCACAUCACUGGCCUCGGCGCCUACCUGCUCACCCUGCUUGGCCCCAAGACGCCGGCCGAGCUGUGCCAGUACAUCCAGGCCACGGCCACCGUCGGCACCAUCACCGACCUCCCCAACGAUACCAUCAACGCUGUUGCUUUCAACGGCGCUGAAUAG